Molecule: messenger RNA, 1641 nt
Organism: Arvicola amphibius (Eurasian water vole)
Lineage: Eukaryota; Metazoa; Chordata; Mammalia; Rodentia; Cricetidae
Gene: Chrdl1
Product: chordin like 1
Exons: 12
Coding region: 196-1539 (447 amino acids)
Molecular function (GO): protein binding
Source: RefSeq, a predicted model, not a curated record
GUCCCCCUCCCCCCUCGCGCGCUCUCAAGCUCUCGCCACAACCUGCGAGCCCCAGACCUCGGAGGAGCGCCCCAGGGAACUCAGAGCGUGUGCAAGCGUGGCAGACGGAGGAGGCCAGUGCCCAGGUUUAGGCCGUCACUCCUCGGAGUCUCUGAAUUGCAUUUUGCAGUAGCUCAAAGGAGAAAAAAGUGGAAAAUGGGAGGCUUGAAAUAUAUAGUCUCCUUGGUUUUGUUCUUUAUUUUCCUAGAAGGAAGCAAAACAGAGCAAGUAAAACAUUCAGAAACAUAUUGUGUGUUUCAAGACAAGAAGUAUAGAGUGGGUGAGAAAUGGCAUCCCUACCUGGAACCGUAUGGACUGGUUUACUGUGUGAACUGCAUCUGCACAGAGAACGGGAAUGUGCUUUGCAGCCGAGUCAGAUGUCCAAGUCUCCACUGCCUCUCACCCGUGCAUAUCCCUCAUCUAUGUUGCCCCCGUUGCCCAGAUGCCUUACCACCUGUGAACAAUAAGGUGACUAGCAAGUCGUGUGAGUAUAAUGGAACCACUUACCAACAUGGAGAACUGUUCAUGGCUGAAGGGCUUUUUCAGAACCGGCAACCCAACCAGUGCACCCAGUGUAGCUGCUCGGAGGGGAAUGUGUACUGUGGUCUCAAGACUUGCCCUAAACUGACCUGUGCAUUCCCAGUCUCUGUUCCAGAUUCUUGCUGCAGGGUAUGCAGAGGAGAUGGAGAAUUGUCGUGGGAACAUUCUGAUGGUGAUAUCUUCCGGCAACCUGCCAACAGAGAAGCAAGACACUCUUAUCUCCGUUCUCCCUAUGAUCCUCCACCAAGCAGACAAGCUGGAGGUUCUCCUCGCUUUCCUGGGGGGAGAAGUCACCGGGGAGCUCUUAUGGAUUCCCAGCAAGCAUCAGGGACCAUCGUGCAGAUUGUCAUCAAUAACAAGCACAAACAUGGACAAGUGUGUGUUUCCAACGGAAAGACCUAUUCUCAUGGAGAGUCCUGGCACCCAAAUCUACGGGCCUUUGGCAUCGUGGAAUGUGUGCUCUGCACUUGUAAUGUCACCAAGCAAGAAUGUAAGAAAAUCCACUGCCCCAGCCGAUACCCCUGCAAGUAUCCUCAAAAAAUAGAUGGAAAGUGCUGCAAGGUGUGUCCAGAAGAACCUCCAAGCCAAAACUUUGACAGCAAAGGUUACUUUUGUGGAGAAGAAACCAUGCCUGUUUAUGAGUCGGUGUUCAUGGAGGAUGGAGAGACUACCAGAAAAAUAGCACUGGAGACUGAGAGACCACCUCAAGUAGAGGUCCACGUUUGGACCAUUCGAAAGGGCAUUCUCCAGCACUUCCAUAUUGAGAAGAUAUCCAAGAGGAUGUUUGGGGAGCUCCAUCAUUUCAAGCUGGUGACUCGGACCACCUUAAACCAAUGGAAGAUCUUCACUGAGGGAGAAGCUCGGCUCAGCCAGAUGUGUUCAAGUCGGGUGUGCAGAACAGAACUGGAAGAUUUGGUCCAGGUUUUGUACCUGGAGAGACCUGAAAAGGGCCACUGUUAGACAAAACAGCCAGGAUUGGAUAGUAUCAAUCAAGGAAACCCAAGCUGCAGCUGGACUGCCGGCUUCCUUUGCUUAAGUCAACAGCACUCUAAAACCCCAAAG